This is a messenger RNA of Durio zibethinus, 1831 nucleotides long. RefSeq names its product mitochondrial 28S ribosomal protein S29-like protein. Gene Ontology annotation, cellular component: mitochondrial small ribosomal subunit. Lineage: Eukaryota; Viridiplantae; Streptophyta; Magnoliopsida; Malvales; Malvaceae. The record is from RefSeq and is a predicted model, not a curated record. Gene Ontology annotation, molecular function: structural constituent of ribosome.
UUGCUCUCAACUCAUUCCAAAAUUACGACACGAGAAACCUUCCGCCAAUCUUCACCAAAACCCCAGACAUCACAAACUCAGAAACGAAAGGGCAAACACAAUAGAAACGAGGAAAUGUUGAGUUCCAUUUUGAAACGAGCCACGCUGUCGAAGCUCCGACCCGACCUAGUAUUCCCUCAGCGGACCCAUCCCCAAUCAAAACUCUAUUCUUCCAAGAACGCAAAGGCCUCGCUUGCGAAAGCCAAGAAAGCUGAUGCCAAGUCCAAGUCUAAGUCCAAGAGCAGCGAUUCCUCAUCCGCUUUCGCAUCCACCGCAGGUGAAGAGUUCGAAUCUGCCGGCGCCGAUGACUUCGAGGCUGCUCGAGGCCGCCGCCUGGUCGAGGACGAGAAGGACCCUUCUCUAGAUGUGGGUCACGAUGGACGUCCCUUGUUCACUUCGACUUCCUCACUCUCCCAGCUGACGCGCAAAGACGCUUGCUCGUAUAUGAAAUUCAGUGAGAAGGGAUUGAAGGAGGUAUUGCCGGAGGGGUUGCCGAUGGGAAUGGUGGCGGAGUUCAAGGAGUCGAUGAGGCCAGCAUUGCUUGUUCGACAGAGUUUCUUGGAUCUUCGUGAUAAUUUUAGACGCAUUGUUGAUCCUCCAAUGUGGUCUUCUCAUGCUAAAGCUCCUAAAGCGAGAAAGCAAGUUGUGUUGGACGGUCCAGUUAGCUGUGGGAAGAGUAUUGCGCUUGCAAUGCUUGUGCAUUGGGCUCGUGAUGAGGGUUGGCUAGUUCUGUACGCCCCUAGAGGUCGUGAGUGGACUCAUGGAGGAUUUUUCUAUAAAAAUCCAGAAACAGGUCUUUGGGACACACCUUUACAGGCUGAAAAUGUUCUUAAGGAUUUUCUGAAAUAUAAUGAAUCGCGCUUACAACAAUUGCCUUGCCAAAUUUUUGACCCUAUUCCUUUGGGAGAAGGUGCUGGUGUUGGAUGGAUGAAAGGAAUUGAAUCCAUGGCCUUCACUGAAGGUACAACUCUGUAUGACCUGAUUCAAAUGGGAAUCAAGUACUCACAUGCAGCUGUUGGAGUUGUAGUUCGGUUGAGAAAAGAAUUAUCACUCGUGAAAGAUGUCCCUGUGCUUAUUGCAAUUGACCAGUAUAAUAAUUGGUUUACGUUCAGUGAGUAUGAGGAGCCAGUGACUGUUCGUUCUCGUCGACCGAUACAUGCUAGAGAACUUGCAAUGGUCAAUGCCUUUAGGUCCAUGAUGCAUGAUGACAUGAUGGUUGGUGCUUUCUCUCAUUCAACUGCUGUAGGAAAACUUCGACAAUACCUGCCAGAUGUCCCUGCAGAUGCCCGUGUUAAUUUGCCUCGAUAUAGUUUAGAUGAGGCUGCAACCGUUUGCCAUUACUACCUCAGGCAAAGGCUUGUAAGAAGAGAAGCAUUCUCAGAGGAAAGCUGGAAAAAGGUGUAUUACUUAUCCAAUGGAAAUGGGGCAGAAAUGAGAUGGUUAGUUCCUUUGAUGCGGUAAAACUCAAAGACAUAGGAAAUAAAAUCUCGUCGAUAAGAUUUCAAGACAUCCAUUGAUAGGGUUUCUGGUUCGCGCAUGGUGACACCUUUUGUUUAUCAAUCUUUUUUUCAUCAAAUUUUAUGCUUCUGCUCGGUGUAUCAAAUUUUAUUGGCAACGCCAAGUUGUAUAACUUAUAAGAACUGGCUGUUGAUAUCUACUAGGUUAUUCAUUCAAAUACAAUGAUUUAAAGGGAGGGUCUUACCCCGAGCAACAAACUAUAAAUGAUGCCAAUUGCCAAGCUCAAACUGGUUAAGACUUACAGGCAAAGCGUAUAAGACAGAAUCUUUGUUUA